Molecule: messenger RNA, 2064 nt
Organism: Ilyonectria robusta
Lineage: Eukaryota; Fungi; Ascomycota; Sordariomycetes; Hypocreales; Nectriaceae
Product: N-terminal binuclear Zn cluster-containing protein
Exons: 2
Coding region: 1-2064 (687 amino acids)
Biological process (GO): regulation of DNA-templated transcription; DNA-templated transcription
Cellular component (GO): nucleus
Molecular function (GO): zinc ion binding; DNA binding; DNA-binding transcription factor activity, RNA polymerase II-specific
Source: RefSeq, a predicted model, not a curated record
AUGCCGCAUAUGCGCGAAGUCAAGACUUGCGACCGCUGUCGCCACUUCAAGCGACGCUGCGAUCUCAUCAAGCCUUCAUGUUCCCGCUGCCUCCAGGCGGGAGUUCGCUGUAGCUUCGAUGUCGCCGCCGCUACUGCCGCCGCCGCUGCAGCGGCCUCUUCCUCCGCCAUCACCGUCCCCAUCACCACUCCCGCCUCCGCCUCUCCAUCCGCCUCAUUUCCACCCUCGGCAUCAGUCACCGCCCCUAGCUCCAACGCUGCUUCAUCCCCGCUGCUAGAUGAGCUCAGCGCCAGCCUGUCCAACGGCGGUCUCAUCUCGCCAACCACCUCUACCGAGAGCCCGGAACCCCUUGUUCUCCUACCCGGAUCCGCGGAACCGGGUGUCGUGCUCGACUCUGUCCCGGGACUUAGCACUGCCGCUCCAGGCCAGCGUAUCAUCCGCAAGCGCAAGCGCAACUGUCUCAGCUGUUUGAGGUGCCACCGUCUGAAGGUCAAGUGCGACAAGGAACUGCCGUGCGGCCGUUGCAAGUCGAGCGGGAAUGGGAGAGAGUGCUACUACAGCUACAACAAGGGCCCCAACGGCGGAAAGUUUCCCUGUCCGACAGCACCCGUCACAGCCUCUGGCGAUGAUUCAAAAGCUACCAUUGCUACCUGGCACGUCCAGCACAAAGUCCGAGGCUCCAGUCAUUGGAGGGACUUGAUGACCAAGAUCGGUGCUAUGUCCACCCUCGAUUCACCACCUCUCGCUGCCGCCCUCGAGGACGUGGCAACAAAUGCCUGUCUCGCCAACUUUACCCUCCCCGGAAACUUCCCCUUCGGGACGCCGGGGGCCACCAAGUACUUUGCACGGGAUGCCGUGACGAGGUUAAUUGAUGGAGAGAGAGCAAACUGCAGAACCUACAUGAACCAGUACAUUAACCUCCUCGACUGCGUGAAUCCGAUUCUCGAUCUGGAUCAGUUCAAUCGAGAGGUUGAGCAAUACUGGCAUGAUCCUAACGCCGUAACACUGUGCUGGCUCUCCCAAUUUCUCAUGGUUCUUGGACUCGGCUGCUUUGCCUCUGUCGACGAACCUCACCAGGCGACCGAGCUCAUGAUGGCUGCAGAGGCCUGUCUGAUGCAAACGCCGUUCAUGUUCCGGCCGACUAUGCUGGCCCUCAAGGCUCUCACUCUGAUGGUCGUGGCAAAGCAGGUGUGCAAUGCCACUUGCUGGUCGGUUGAUUCCUGCUGGUCACUCCUCGGAUUGCUGGUUCGUACUGCCUUUAUCUAUGGACUACCUCAAGAUCGAAUCGAAGCGGAGGACGAAAUACUGGAUGUCAAGGAGAGAGAUGCUCGACGGAAACUCUGGCUGACGAUUCUGUACCUGGACAUCAAGGUGUCGAUGUGCACGGGUAUGCCGCCCCUAACGCGGCCAGAUGAACUGGGUAGCCUCAAGACGAUGCCCGAGUGGGGACAGCCCGACAGUCUCCAGAUGGUCCUUUACCAGUCAUUGCCCACGGUAUUGACUAUUCUCGGGCAACUCAACUCGAAGAAGGACCAGAUAUCGUAUCCAGAUGUGUUGCGAUACAACACUCAAAUCCGUGAGCUCAUGGCUCAUGCGCAGCGUGUCUGCUCCGGCCAACUGCAGCGUAUCACCGUCGAUAUCUUUCUACGACGGUGUCUGAUGGUUCUGCACAGGCCGUUUGCCCUGCACCCUGAGGGGCCCAACAUGUUCCCCGAAUCAUAUUGGGGCUCCCUCGAGUGUUCGCUGGCUCUGUUGAUUCACUACCGGGAGCUGUGGUCCGGUGAAGAAAGCCAGCGGCUGGAUCUGGUGGGUCGAGCCUUUGUGCUUGACUUUUUCUCGGCCGCCCUGACGGCGUGCGUCCACGUUCUGAGAAAGGAGGCGCCUUUGGCUAACGCCUCGGCCAUGGGUUGCGAGAUCCCGCCCCGGCAGAUCAUCUUGGACACCCUACGGAGCUGUGUGGACAUUUGGAGCGGCGAACAAGAGAAGAGCGUGUGCUAUCGAACAGGAUACAACCUGUUGCUGGCUAUUCUAACGCUUCUACCCCAGUCGUCCUCUGGCCAAUGA